CGCUCCGUUAGUCAUGGCCUACCCGGGAUAUGGAGGAGGGUUUGGAAAUUUUAGCAGUCAAAUGCCAGGAAAGCAGAUGCCAAUGGGAUACCCACCACCUGGAACAGGUGCAAGCAUGGUCCCUGGUGGAUACCCUGGAUACCCAGCAUAUUCAUACAGCUAUUCCUCAGCUGGUGACCCCAUGUGGAGUUACUUCACUGCUAUUGCUGGACAGGAUGGUGAAGUGGAUGCUGAAGAACUUCAGAUAUGUUUGACACAGUCUGGAAUUAGUGGAACUUAUACUCCUUUCAGUUUGGAAACCUGCAGAAUUAUGAUUGCCAUGUUGGAUAGAGAUUACACAGGAAAAAUGGGAUUUAAUGAAUUCAAAGAGCUUUGGGCUGCUCUUAAUGCCUGGAAGCAAAACUUCAUGACUAUUGAUCAAGACCGAAGCGGCACAGUAGAACAUCAUGAAUUGGGUCAAGCCAUUGCUCUUAUGGGUUAUAGAUUGAGUCCUCAGACGUUAACUGCUAUUGUUAAACGUUAUAGCAAGAAUGGCAGAAUCUUCUUUGAUGAUUAUGUUGCUUGCUGUGUAAAGCUUCGAGCAUUGACAGAUUUCUUUAGGAAAAGAGACCACUUACAGCAAGGGUUUGUGAAUUUCAUGUAUGAUGAUUUUUUACAGGGCACUAUGGCAAUUUGAACGUCUAGAAUUCAAAAGCUGAAGAAAUACUGUGAAUUCUUCUGUUUGGAAGAAAUGAACUGGACUAUUUCAAAUUAAAACUAUUGGGGCUUUUCCAUGUUUUUCCUGCUUGUUUCACCUCUUCCCAUUCUAGGUGCUUUCACUUUGCUACAUAGUUCAGAGCAAUAAAAGAUUUUUUUUUAAAUUUG
This is a messenger RNA of Otolemur garnettii (small-eared galago), 864 nucleotides long. It is a transcript of the gene GCA, whose product is annotated as grancalcin. NCBI's taxonomy places the organism in Eukaryota, Metazoa, Chordata, Mammalia, Primates, Galagidae. Gene Ontology annotation, molecular function: calcium ion binding. The transcript is spliced from 8 exons. The record is from RefSeq and is a predicted model, not a curated record. Bases 14 to 676 code for a protein of 220 amino acids.